CGCCCGCGAGUGGGGGGGCGAGGAGGUGGAGGAGGAGUAGGAGGAGGAGGAGGCGGCGAGAAGAUGGCGACUUCGAACAAUCCGCGGAAAUUUAGCGAGAAGAUCGCACUGCACAACCAGAAGCAGGCGGAGGAGACGGCGGCCUUCGAGGAGGUCAUGAAGGACCUGAGCCUGACGCGAGCCGCGCGGCUUCAACUGCAGAAGUCGCAGUACCUCCAACUGGGCCCCAGCCGUGGUCAGUACUAUGGCGGGUCCCUGCCCAACGUGAACCAGAUUGGAAGUAGCAGCAUGGACCUCUCCUUCCAGACCCCAUUUCAGUCCUCAGGCCUGGACACCAGUCGGACCACACGACAUCAUGGGCUUGUGGACAGAGUAUAUCGUGAGCGUGGCAGACUUGGCUCCCCGCACCGCCGUCCCCUGUCGGUAGACAAGCAUGGGCGACAGGCCGACAGCUGCCCCUAUGGCACCGUGUACCUCUCGCCUCCUGCGGACACCAGCUGGAGGAGGACCAACUCUGACUCUGCCCUGCACCAGAGCACAAUGACACCCACCCAGGCAGAAUCCUUCACAGGCGGGCCCCAGGAUGCGCACCAGAAGAGAGUCUUACUGCUCACAGUCCCAGGAAUGGAGGAGACCGGAUCCGAGACAGACAAGACCCUUUCUAAGCAGUCAUGGGACUCAAAGAAGGCGGGUUCCAGGCCCAAGUCCUGCGAAGUCCCUGGAAUCAACAUCUUUCCAUCUGCAGACCAGGAGAACACAGCAGCCCUGAUCCCUGCUACCCACAACACAGGAGGCUCCCUUCCUGACCUCAGCACCAUCCACUUCCCCUCCCCACUGCCGACCCCACUGGACCCCGAGGAGCCUCCAUUCCCUGCUCUCACCAGCUCCGGCAGCACCGGCAGCCUGGCUCAUCUAGGCGUUGGCGGCGCAGGCCAGGGUAUGAACACCCCCAGCUCUUCUCCACAGCGCCGGCCAGCAGUCGUCAGCCCCCUGUCCCUGAGCACAGAGGCCAGGCGGCAGCAGGCCCAGCAGGUGCCACCCACCCUGUCUCCACUGUCACCCAUCACUCAGGCCGUGGCCAUGGAUGCCCUGUCGUUGGAGCAGCAGCUGCCCUACGCCUUCUUCACCCAGGCCAGCUCUCAGCAGCCUCCCCCGCAGCCCCAGCCACCGCCCCCACCUCCGCCUGUGUCUCAACAGCAGCCACCACCCCCACAAGUGUCUGUGGGGCUCCCUCAGGGUGGCCCACUGCUGCCCAGUGCCAGCCUGACUCGGGGGCCCCAGCUGCCACCACUCGCAGUCACUGUGCCAUCCAGUCUUCCCCAGUCACCUACAGAGAGCCCAGGCCAGCCACCAAUGGGGAUUGAUGUCACCUCGGCACCAGCUCUGCAGUACCGCACGGGUGCAGGGUCACCAGCCACCCAGUCCCCCACCUCGCCAGUCUCCAACCAAGGCUUCUCCCCCGGAAGCUCCCCACAGCACACGUCCACGCUGGGCAGCGUGUUUGGGGAUGCGUACUAUGAGCAGCAGAUGACAGCCAGGCAGGCCAAUGCUCUGUCCCGCCAGCUGGAGCAGUUUAACAUGAUGGAAAAUGCCAUCAGCUCCAGCAGCCUGUACAACCCAGGUUCCACACUCAACUACUCCCAGGCUGCCAUGAUGAGUCUGAGCGGGAGCCACGGAGGCCUUCAGGACCCACAGCAACUCGGCUACGCAGGCCAUGGCGGAAUCCCCAACAUCAUCCUCACGGUGACAGGAGAGUCACCCCCGAGCCUCUCUAAGGAACUGAGCAGCACACUGGCAGGGGUCAGUGAUGUCAGCUUUGAUUCGGACCACCAGUUUCCACUGGACGAGCUGAAAAUUGAUCCCCUGACCCUGGACGGACUUCAUAUGUUGAAUGACCCCGACAUGGUCCUCGCUGACCCAGCUACCGAGGACACCUUCCGAAUGGACCGCCUGUGAGUGGCUUUGGUCAGCCUGCCACCCGCUGCUGGUCAGUCUCCAACGGCGCUGCCCCAAACUGGGGAUGGCAGUGCCGCCCCCCUUUGCCAACGGCCAAGCUUGUGGUUCUGAGCUUGCAAUGCUGCCCGGCGCCCCCUGCCAGCCGCCACCCCGGUUAUUCACCUCCCAUGAUGCCUGGCGUGAGGCCGUUGUGUACUAGGCUGGCUCUCUGUCUGUCCGUCCAUCCACCUGGGGCCAGGCUGAUGGCCAAGGCUGUGAGCACCUGGCCCCAUGGACUUUCCCCAUGCUCACUCCCUCGUCCCUCACUGGGGAUGUGAGAGCCCUCCCUCAUCAGUGGUCCACUUCCAAGAUACCCAAAGUGUCCCUCCCAGAUGUGCUGUGCGAAGAGGGCUAGGGUGUGGGCACGGAGCGCCCCAGAGGCUGAGGUGCGCCGUCCAUUCGACUGUUCUCAGCUGUCACUGCCUUCCUUCCCCCCACCGCCGUCCCCAGUCCUGGUCAGGUCAUGCAUGCCCACUGUGCCCAGGGCAAAGACAGCAGAGUGAAGGGGCAGACCUGGACCAGAAUAAACACUGUUUGGAUGGCUGCCUUUUAUAUUCCUGAGCGCUCUUAGAGCGCAACAAUCGACCGGUGGCCAAAUGCGGCAUGGACAGAGCCCACUGAAGCAGCUGGUGCCCUCCUUGGCCACCCUUGCCCCCUGCUGGGCAACGGUCAGCAUGGUGGUGCAGAGAUAGAGGGUCACGGGCCACCUGCGCAUUCUCCUCGCUCUUCCCUGUCCCGUGACCAGUCCCCACUGCUCUUUAAGAUCUGGGGCUCGGGAAGCAGCGGCCCUGGUGGGUUCUGCUUUUCCUUCAGUUUCUGUUGGCGUUCGGUAGCUGACCCCCCAGACUUGCCUGGCAGCAUGUGUUACCCCCAGUCUCUCCCUGACCUCUUUAAAGCUAACUGGAACAGCAGCCUGAAGCACUUGCAAGCUGGGGGCUCACCCAGACCUGGGCUUACCGGCCCUUAGUCUCAACUCCAAAGAGCUGGGUGGGCAAAGACUAGGCUGGAUACAAGGUCCUGGUGGCUGGGCGUGUCUGUAAGAACCACAGGACAGAUUUCUAGGAACGGCCUUGGCUUUCACUGGGUCCUCCGGAGAUCCCUCUCCCUCUGAGUUUCCCUAAGGUGCCGGCCAGGCCUCAGCAGGUGGCUGGCGUCAGCUGGUGUCUCUGCACUAAGAUUCCCUAUGACAAUUGGGGGCUGCGGAUUUGGCUUGUCUUUUCUGGGCCACUUUUGGCUUGGAAGCUCAGAUCCCCACCACCCCAAGUUAUAGCUUGACAUGUCGUUUGCCUCUGCCCCACAGGCCCAGGCCUUGGCUUGAUCAUUUCUCUAUGAUGUUGCCCAUGCCCAUGCUGGGGGUUGGGGAGCACAAGAGCUGUGUGUAUCUUUCUCCAAGCAACUAGGUGGCUGCCUGCAUGAGAAAGCUGCUGCCCUCUCAUCACCGUCCCUUCCCCCCUGGACUUGGGGAUACAGCAUUGGUUUGUCCAGUUCACCUGUCCAGGUCUCAGGCCUUUCUAUCACCAUGGUGCGGGCUUGAAGGGAAUCCUAGGGUUGUUAUUGUUAUGAUUAUGAUUAUUAUUAUUAUUAAACAUGCAUGGUGGCACACCUGUUACCCCAGCACUGGAGAGCUGGAGGCAGGAGGAUUAAAAUAUCAAGGCCAGCCUGAGCUACAUGAGACCCUGCUUAAAAAAGCGAAAGAGAAAGUACACAUGAUGGGGUCUGAUUCUCUUUGAAUUGUAGAAGUCUGAACAAAUGGCCUUAACAAGGCAGAGAGGCUGAUGCAGUUCCCAGGCAAGGCUCUGCUUCCAGGUCACUGGCCUUCCAAGUUCUCAGUGAGCCCGGGCAGGACAGACAUGGCCCCAUGGCCCUCCUAUGCUGGUGGCCCAGCUUUCAAUGCCCUACAGCCGAGAGUGCAUGGAACUUUGUUAAUGUGACAGUUCAUUGCCAAGUUCUGGGAUGAGGUGAUAUGCCCCUGCCUCAGUACCCCAGGCAGCUGUGGGCAUCUCACGACCCAGCCAGGGGCCAGCACUGGAGUGCACGCAUGGUCCAGAGGGUUCACCCUGCCCUCCCCGGGGCCUGGCUGCCGUUGGGGACUCCUGGGAGGUGUCUGUUUUCUAGACGUAGGUUACCUGUCCGAUAAUACCCCUGUAUUGCCAAGACAUCCCAAGAUGACAGCUCAAGGCCGUGGGGACCUCAGCUGGUGACACACAUAUACUGUGAGCCAUUGAACUGCUGGGAGCAGCCACCCUUCAGCAUGUGCAUAGACCCUCUGCCCACAUCUGUGCUCUCAGGACAGACUGACACCCGCCCUUGAGGUCAGGUGCAUGAGCCAGGCCUGGCCUUUUCCCCCCUCAACCUUAGCCAUGUGUCACCAGCUUCAGCCAAGCCUCUCGGCCAUGUGGGUGUCUAACCCACUUCCCUGAAUCAGAAAUCAGACUGGGGCAUCUUGAUAACACUAUGCCCAGCUGCCUCAGUUUACCUUAAACUUUUAAGGCCUCUGGGGCAGUAGUUAUCUACCCAAAGCCCCACAAAACAGCAAUGCAGCUGGACCCAGCCCCUUUCUGUGUCCUAAGAAAUGGUUUGUCCCCUCCACCCAAGGCCCUGUCAUGUCCCCUUUCUGCAACACUAUCCAAUGCUGUUCUGUGAAGUCCAUUGGUACUUAGCCUAGCCUUUAGCUCUUUGGAAGACUCUUAUACAGGGGAGCCCCCUAGCGGGACCCAUAUGCUACUACACAGCACCCAAGGAUGGCUGACAGCUGUCACACUGGGCCUGGUGUCAAGAGUCAACAGUCCUGACACUCCAGUCAGGACAAGAGCAGGCAAAAGGCGUGGAGGAGGCAGGAGGCGGCAACCCCGCACCAGUGUUGGCCGCUGUUCUUCUCACAGUGGGCCUAGAGUUGGUCCACUGCCUUCUGAGUUUCCUGUUUUUGCAGAGAUGAUUCAGCACAGGCUGAGAGGGCUGCUGGGAUCAGGGUCUUGAUGGAGCUGUGUGCGCAGGCAUGGGGUUGUAUAGUUGUGCCCUGGGCCUGGCUGUUAUCCCUCAAGAGCUGUCCAGCUGAGGACACUGUGGUGCAGUCUACCCCACGUGGUCUGACUCUAGUGUGAUGGUAACCUGGUCCUUUUUAAACCCCUUUCACCUUGGCUCCCGGGGGUGGGGGGAGGGGUCCUCUUCCUUCAGGGAUCUGGUGAGUGAUUUGGAGACCCUGAUCAUUCCUGUCUUAGGCAUGGCCCUCAGCGUGGCACAGCUGCCUGCCACCCACUGGUCAUAGCCACAUCUCCUUGUCAGGGCAGAAGAUGGAGGGACUUGUAUCCUCUCGAGCCUGGGUGCUGGGGUACUCCCAAGACCAUGGGGUGCCCUGAACCUGUUUUCCUCUUUCUCAACCCUGCUGGGCUCAGGGGCCCAACCUCCUGGGCAGGGUGGGGGCAGCAGCAGGGCCCCAUGAUGGUACCAGCUACCCUUUCUGCACUCAGCCUUUCCUUGGGGCCAGGGAUCCAUCACACGGGGCAAAGUCUUGCCCCAUCUCUUGGGGCUCUAGAAUUUCAGGGUGACCCAGGCCUGGCCUAAUCCAACCCAGCAGUUCUGAUUACAGAGGGACAUGAGAACAGGGCUGUGGCUUUAAAUCCAGAGGCCAGGCUCUGUUUCUCAGGCCCCAUCUCAGCCCUUAGUUGGAAACAGGUCGCCAUGGGCUGGGAAGCCCCUUUGAUAUAUGCAAAUGGCUGGUCCCACAUUCCCCUCCCCGUGCCCAGGCUGGCUCUGCCCCCAGCAUGCGCACUCCGCUGCUGCGGAUGUCUGUGGACCGUGCGCGUGGGCACCGCAGUUGGGGGUCAGGUUGCUCAGGGCACGCACGGCCGCCCGCCCCACCUUCUGGCGCAGACGCUUCUUUGUAUUUUUGCGCCCUUUGUAAUGAAAUGUAAUAAAAACCCAAUGUUUUCGUCUGG
Messenger RNA from Rattus rattus (black rat), 5930 nucleotides. It is a transcript of the gene Crtc1, whose product is annotated as CREB regulated transcription coactivator 1. NCBI's taxonomy places the organism in Eukaryota, Metazoa, Chordata, Mammalia, Rodentia, Muridae. The transcript has 14 exons. Gene Ontology annotation, molecular function: cAMP response element binding protein binding. Gene Ontology annotation, cellular component: cytoplasm; nucleus. Gene Ontology annotation, biological process: positive regulation of transcription by RNA polymerase II; protein homotetramerization. The coding region runs from base 64 to 1956 and encodes 630 amino acids. The record is from RefSeq and is a predicted model, not a curated record.